UCAGUUAUUGCUAGUUUUUUAAAUGAUUUCUUUCCAAGUGCAGAGUCCAACACUUGUUAGCUCGUGAUAAUGGAGAGCGAUUGUGAAAGAUAUGUAGUUAUCACAAAUGUAAAACACGUUAAAGAGCGACAAGAUAUUUGCUUUAGAUGUUUAUCUUUUACACAAUUGUGAAUUAAAGUAAGUUGCUUUCGUUCGAAAGAAAUUAUGGAUAUCUUUGUAAAGUUGAACGAGCAAACGGCAGGGAGGGACAAACUAAUAAGGUUGCUUCAAUAUGGAAGUCGAGCGUAUUGGUACUAUGCACAAAAUGCGCACAGCACAAGAUACUCCGUAGAAAUUUUGAGAAGUUUGGAGUUUACUUUUAGCUCAUUUCGAAAAUUGCUGCGUUUUGGAAGAUGCUUAGAUAGCAUCUAUUCGGCUUUAAAAAUGAUGAAGUAUCCUGAUCCUACGGUGAGAAUAACAUUAACCAUGGCAAAGAUGGCAAAUGCUUUGUACUUACUAGCAGAUCAUUUCAUCUGGAUUGGCAGAGUAGGAAUUUUACGAGUUGAUUUAGAAAAAUGGAAUAAAGUUGCUAAUAAGUAUUGGUUACUAACUAUCGUUAUGAGUUUAAUAAGAGAUAUUUAUGAGAUUGUCAAGAUUUUGGAACACAAGAAGAAUGUAUUUAAACAAUAUUAUAUAUUAUCCUGUCUAAAAAAUCACAAGGAAGUAACGAUGGAUACUGUUAAAAAUGGAUGUGACUUAUUUAUUCCAUUGACAGCAUUAGGUGUCACAAAAUGUACUCCAGGUACAAUAGGUUUACUUGGAAUAAUUUCUUCAUUAAUUGGUUUAUAUACAAUUAUCGAUCCACUUUAUAAAUUGUCUCCUUAAGAUAAGACACUUUGUUAACUCCUAUACUUUUAUACAUGUAAGAUAUAUAUAUAUAUAUAUAUUCGUUAUAUUAUUCGUAUAUGUCUAUACGUGGAGAGAGAGAGAGAGAGAGAGA
This is a messenger RNA of Trachymyrmex cornetzi, 979 nucleotides long. It is a transcript of the gene Pex11ab, whose product is annotated as peroxisomal biogenesis factor 11ab. Bases 205 to 864 code for a protein of 219 amino acids. The record is from RefSeq and is a predicted model, not a curated record. Lineage: Eukaryota; Metazoa; Arthropoda; Insecta; Hymenoptera; Formicidae. Gene Ontology annotation, cellular component: peroxisomal membrane. The transcript is spliced from 4 exons. Gene Ontology annotation, biological process: peroxisome fission.